AUGGCGACCCAAACCCUGAACAAGGAGAAGCUCAGUAACAAAUCCUUCAUCCUCAACAAGCCAUUUGACGUAGCCUUUGAUGAGCGACCCAAGCCCACCAUCGAGGACCCUCACAAUGUGCUCGUCGCCGUCAACUACACUGGCAUCUGCGGCAGCGACGUGCACUACUACGUGCACGGCGCAAUCGGCCACUUUGUCGUCAAGGAGCCCAUGGUGCUCGGACACGAGUCAUCCGGCACCGUCGUCGAGGUCGGCAGUGCCGUCAAGGACCUCCAGCCCGGCGACCGGGUCGCCAUCGAGCCGGGCUACGGCUGCCGCCGCUGCCGGCACUGCCGCGCGGGCAAGUACAACCUCUGCCCGGACAUGAUCUUUGCCGCGACGCCGCCGCACCACGGCACCCUCACGGGCCUGUGGGCGUCGCCCUCGGACUUUUGCUACAAGCUGCCCGAGCAGGUGUCCCUCCAGGAGGGCGCCAUGAUUGAGCCGCUCGCCGUCGCCGUGCACAUUGUCAAGCAGGGGGACGUCAAGCCCGGCAACUCGGUCGUCGUCAUGGGCGCCGGCCCCGUCGGCCUGCUCUGCGCCGCCGUCGCCCGGGCCUACGGCGCGACCAAGGUGGUCAGCGUCGACAUUGUCCAGUCCAAGCUCGACCUCGCCAAGACGUUUUGCUCCACGCACACGUACACGUCGCAAAAGGUUUCGGCCGAGGACAACGCCGCGGCGCUCAAAAAGGCGGCUGAUCUCGGCGAGGGCGCCGACGUCGUGAUUGACGCCAGCGGCGCGGAGCCGUCCAUCCAGACGAGCAUCCACACGGUGCGCGUGGGCGGCACCUAUGUCCAGGGCGGCAUGGGCAAGGCCGACAUUACGUUCCCCAUCAUGGCCAUGUGCCUAAAGGAGGUCACGGCCAAGGGCUCCUUCCGAUACGGCCCUGGCGACUACGAGCUGGCGAUUGAGCUGGUGGCGAGCGGCAAGGUGGAUGUCAAGAAGCUGGUGUCCGAGGUUGUGGAAUUUGACCAGGCGGAGGAAGCGUUUAAAAAGGUCAAGGAGGGCCAAGUGAUCAAGGUUUUGAUUGGCGGGCCUAACCAGUAA
This is a messenger RNA of Akanthomyces muscarius, 1086 nucleotides long. RefSeq lists its product as uncharacterized. The transcript has 2 exons. Gene Ontology annotation, biological process: D-sorbitol catabolic process. The record is from RefSeq and is a predicted model, not a curated record. The coding region runs from base 1 to 1086 and encodes 361 amino acids. NCBI's taxonomy places the organism in Eukaryota, Fungi, Ascomycota, Sordariomycetes, Hypocreales, Cordycipitaceae. Gene Ontology annotation, molecular function: zinc ion binding; L-iditol 2-dehydrogenase (NAD+) activity.